Molecule: messenger RNA, 4745 nt
Organism: Lucilia cuprina (Australian sheep blowfly)
Lineage: Eukaryota; Metazoa; Arthropoda; Insecta; Diptera; Calliphoridae
Product: CD109 antigen-like
Cellular component (GO): extracellular region
Molecular function (GO): endopeptidase inhibitor activity
Source: RefSeq, a predicted model, not a curated record
GUUGCAGUUUAGCUCAAGUUCAGUUUGGAAGUGAUGCUAAACAAAUAUUUAUUAAAGUUGAAGUGUUUUUUAAAUUAAUUUUGUUCUAGUGUUUUAAUAAAUUAAUCAAAUUUUUUAAACACAAAUCUAAUUUGGUUUAUUACAAAAAAAUUAAAACAAUUAAUUAUUAUUUCAAUAAUUAUUAGCAAUUUUUUCAAAAGUCAUGAAGCGAACAUUAAGUUUAGCUUUUAUAUUUUUGCAAAUUUUAAUAUUUGUAAAUGCCAAUGGUUUCUACUCCAUUGUAGCACCUGGUACCAUUCAAGGUCUGCAUGAUUAUUCCGUCAGCGUAACUUUACAUGAAAACUCCGAACCGGCAACAAUUAAAGUUGGCAUAAAAGGACCAUCGUACAAUGAACAAAAAACCCUCAAUAUAUUACCCUCCCAUACAGAAGUAGUCAACUUUAAAAUACCUAAACUACAAUUUGGAACAUAUCAUUUACAAUCGGAGGGUAUUAAAGGUUUAAUUUUCAAAAACUCCACUGAAUUGAAUUUUAAAAAUAAAGAACCAAAAAUGUAUAUACAAACUGACAAGGCGGUCUAUAAGCCGGGAGAUUUAGUACAAUAUCGUAUUAUUGUUUUGGAUGAAAAUACAAGACCAGCAAAAUUAGAACAACCCUUAACAUUAGGAUUUAAAGAUGGCGGCGGAAACUUUGUUAAGCAAAUCAAAGAUAUUCAAUUAACGAAGGGUGUGUAUACGGGAAAUUUUCAAUUAUCCGAACAACCAGUUUUGGGUAACUGGCUAAUAGCGGUUAGUUUGGGGCCCAAUCAAGAAGAUACAAAAACUGAAAAGAAAUUUGAAGUGGCGAAAUAUGUUUUGCCAAAAUUUAGUGUGGACAUAGAGACAGCUAAAGAUAUUGCUUAUGGAGACCCUUUGAAAAUUACAUUACGUUCCAAGUACACAUAUGGUAAACCGGUUAAGGGUAAAGCUAUCAUUACAGUAGAUGCCAGUUAUGGCCAAGCUAAAUUUAAUAAAAUCAUAGAUGUAGAUGGCAAGGGUUAUGUCGAAUUCGAUUUGAAAAAAUAUCUAAAUUUAGAAUUCUUCAGUCCAAAUAAUCGUUUCACUUAUUAUUACUAUAUGCCACCUAUCAACAUCUUGGCUGUCAUGACCGAAGAAUAUACAGGCAAUAAACAAAAUAAAACGGCUUCGGUGAAUUUACAUCGUUCUCGAUAUAAAAUUGAAGUACCUCAAACUGAUUAUGAAUAUGUCAUCAAUAAACCAUUUGAAUUGAAGGUAUUUGUGAAAAAUCUCGACGGAACACCAGUUCAAAAUGGAAAACAUGUUGUGAAACUUUCGAUAGCUAGAAAUCCUCAAUACUAUGUUCAUGGCUUUUCAGCUGUACCAGCUGAAGCAAAUAUGGAGUUUACUAGUGAACUUGAUAAAAAUGGUAUGGCCUUAUUUAAACUGACUAUACAUUCGGUAGGCUACUAUUAUGAUGUGAAAGUGACAUAUGCAGAUCAAACUAAGAAUCUACCACCUUUUAGGGGUAAAGAAGACAAUGAAAUUAAAGAUGAUGAAGAAGAUGUAGGACCUUUGAAAUUGGUAAAGAAAACUGAAAAACUUCAGCUUGAUCAAAAUGUUGUUGUCGAUAUUAAAUCGAAUAAUUAUAUUCCCUACUAUGUUUACGCCGUUGUGGCCCGUGGUAAUAUUAUUAAACAAGAACACGUAAAAUUACCCGAAAAUGUCAAAUCUCAUGAACUUAAAUUUAAGCCCUCAUUUGAAAUGGUACCCGAGUCAUAUUUAUAUGUUUAUUUUGUACUUAAUGGUGAUUUGAAAUUUCAAGAAAUGACACUUAAUUUUCCCAAAGAAUUUCAAAAUAAGAUGGAAAUCACGGCACCCAAACAAGCCAAACCCAGUGAAGAGGUUACAUUAAAUAUCAAAACUGAUCCAGAUUCAUUUGUGGGUCUUUUGGGCGUCGAUCAAAGUGUGCUAUUGCUACAAUCUGGCAAUGAUUUGGAUAGGAAAAAAAUAAUUGACAAUUUAAGUACAUAUGAUACUUCGACUCCUUAUAUGAGAGGUUAUGGAACUUAUCCGGGUAGAUCAUCGGGUCUGAUUACCCAAACCAAUGCAAAUUAUCCUUAUUCCACCGAUUAUCCUCGUAUCUAUUAUAGUAGACCAGGUUUUCCAAUGGGCUUUUCAGGAUCAAUGGGCUUUUCAGGAUCAAUGGGCUUUCCAGGACCAAUGAUUGAACAUAGAGUAACGGCAUACGGAGGGGUUUCUCCUACCCUUCACUUAGCACAACCACAACAUUCAACAGCUGGUAUACCUGGUUCCAGUAUGAUACCAAAAAUACGUAAAGAAUUUGUCGAAAAUUGGAUUUUUAAUAAUAUAGACAACACCGAUAAAAACGGCUUGGCUACUCUAACUAAGAAAAUACCCGAUACCAUUACUUCUUGGGUAGUGACCGGUUUUUCUUUGAACGAUAAAACUGGCUUUGGCAUGGUGGCAAAUCCAACUAACAUCGAGGUAUUCCAACCAUUCUUUGUGAGCACUAAUUUGCCUUAUUCCGUUAAGCGGGGAGAAGUUAUAUCAAUACCCGUAAUUAUCUUCAAUUACAUGGAUAAAGCCCUAGACGCAGAGGUUACCAUGGAAAAUACCGAUGAUGAAUAUGAUUUUACUGAAGUAUCUAAUGAAAUUGAGGAAUUAGUUUUGGAGGACAAACAACGUGUUAAAACGGUUACUGUAUCCUCGAAUAGUGGUAAAAGUUUGUCUUUUAUGAUCCGUCCCAAUAAGGUGGGAGAAAUUACUUUGAAAAUUAAGGCCAUAACAGCCAUGGCUGGUGAUGCUAUACACCAGAAACUUAAGGUAGAACCAGAAGGUGUAACACAAUAUGAAAAUCAAGCCAUUUUUAUAACUCCUUCUAAAGAACCCAUAAAGGAAACGCUUGAAGCUGCUAUACCUAAAGAAGCUGUUUUGGAUUCAGAAUAUUUGGAAUUUUCUGUGGUUGGCGAUAUCUUAGGUCCUACAAUUAAGAACAUCGAUAAGCUUGUGCGUAAACCCUAUGGUUGUGGUGAACAGAAUAUGGUUAAUUUUGUACCCAAUAUUUUGGUUUUACACUAUUUGGAUGCUAUUAAACGUGAUAUGCCGACUGUGGUUCAAAAGGCUAAUUAUAUGGAAGUUGGUUAUCAGCGUGAAUUGACCUAUAAACAUAAAAAUGGUGCUUAUAGUGCUUUCGGUGAGGGCAGCAGUGAGCCGAACAGUUGGCUUACUGCUUAUGUGGCGCGUUCGUUUAUACAGGCUAAAAAGUAUAUAACCAUUGAUUCGGAUGUCACUGAUGAAGCAUUACAAUAUGUUGUAUCAAAUCAAUUGGAGAAUGGUCAAUUUAAACAGACUGGACGUUUAUUCCAUCCGGCUCAUCAGAAUGAUGUUGGGUUUACGGCUUUUGCACUGUUGGCACUUUUGGAAGAUAUGGAUUAUUCCAACAAAUAUAAAUCUGAAAUCGAGAAAGGUAUUAAGUAUCUGGACGAUAAUAUUGAAAAGGAAAGCGAUACGUAUGCCCUCGCUCUAGCCUUGGUAGUAUUAAAGAAAGUACAACAUCCUAGUGCCAACAAACUUAUGGAAAAACUAGAAAAAUUAGCUCAUGAAGAAAAUGGUCUUAAAUGGUGGACAAAAUCGUCAAAGGAUCAUAACAAUGAUAUUGAAAUAACAGCGUAUAUAUUGGAAGCUUAUGUAUACACCGAACCAGCUGGAAAACUAUUACCCAUUAUUAAAUGGUUGAUCGGUAAUCGUAAUAGUAAUGGUGGUUUCGAUUCAACACAAGACACAGUUGUAGGUCUACAAGCUCUUAUCAAAUUUGCUGAAAAGUAUAUUGCGGGGGGAGAUGGUAAAAUGACGAUUAGUUUUGAGGCUCUCGAUGGAGAGGGAAAAGAAACCACUAAGGGUACAUUUUCGGUGGAUAAAGAGAAUUCAUUGAUUUUGCAAACUCAUGUGCUACCCAAAUCCUCCCGUCAAAUAAAAUUUGAAGCUAAUGGUGAAGGCUCUUCACUGGUUCAAUUAUCUUAUAGCUAUAAUUUAGCCACCAAAGAUGACAAACCUAGUUUUAGUAUCAAACACACAAUUCAACCCACCGAUUAUCCCAAUCUAUUACAAAUGGAUGUUUGCGCUGAUUUUGUUCCUGGAGCCAACAGUGACAUAAAAGAAUCUAAUAUGGCCAUUAUGGAAAUAUAUCUACCAUCUGGUUUUACUGCCGAUACCGAUAAGUUCGAUGCCAUACGUCAAGUCAAGCAAGUGCAGCGUAUUGAAACUAAAAAUUCCGAAACAGCUAUUAUAGUCUAUUUUGAUUUCCUCACGGCUGGUGAAGAGGUGUGCUUUAAAGUUAAUGCCGAGAAGACUCAUGCCGUGGCUAAACAAAAGCCCGCCGCAAUCACCAUGUAUGAUUACUAUAAUGCGGAUCAGCGUGCUACUGUCUAUUAUGAAGUUAAAUCAUCGUUGUGUGAUAUUUGUGAAGAAGGUGAAUGUGGCAAAGGCUGUGAAAAUAAAGAAGCUAAAAGGCAUAAAUAAUAUCAAAUAUUAAGAAUUAAUUAUUUACAUAAUUAUGUUGUCAUGUCGUCAAAAUAGCUUCAUAUAAUUCUAAUUAAAUAAAAAAGGAUAACAUCUCAAAUUUACUAUAUGUUGUUUAGGAGCUAUUUAUAAGACUUUAUAUUGAAAUAAAUUGCAAUUGUGUAUCCUUUGCGAUGAAAGGAAUGAUAUAAUACAAAACAUAGAGAAA